Molecule: messenger RNA, 20284 nt
Organism: Brassica rapa (field mustard)
Lineage: Eukaryota; Viridiplantae; Streptophyta; Magnoliopsida; Brassicales; Brassicaceae
Product: putative receptor-like protein kinase At3g46340
Biological process (GO): protein phosphorylation
Molecular function (GO): protein kinase activity; ATP binding
Source: RefSeq, a predicted model, not a curated record
ACCUGUCAGACCUCCAGCUCACUACAUAGCGACCUGUCAGGCCUCAAAAAGCUCCUACUUUGUGUUCUCUUUUGAAUCCCGAUCAAAACACUUUUCGUUUCGUCACAAUCGGAGUUUCCGUUGAGAUUUUAUGACGAGAACAAGUUAGACUCGUCUAAACUCCUUGGCUUGCUCGCCCUUACUUCCAUCUUUGCGUUCUCCUUCGAAUCUCGAUCGAAACAUCUCUUGUGUCGUCUCGAUUGGAGAACCAUUGAAACUUUACAAUAAAAAAAACCCGCAAAGACUUGUUUUCUCGCAUAAAUUCAAAUUAAUCGUAUAAAACGGGAACAGUCAACUUAACACCUUAGUCGCCUCAACUAUACGAUUACGUUGAACUUUUUUAUAAAAAUCAACGUCGUAUCUAAAGAGAAGAUAACAGUCAAGUUCGGAAAAUAAUUGUCAAGUUUCAAAGGAUAAACACCAAUAUCGAAAAUGGCGAACAUACACGAGAAGAGAAAAGGGAAAGAAGCAAACAAAACUGAGAAGAGACAAAACUGCAUCUUCGAGAGAACUAAGGUAUUUCCGACUUGAAAUUUUUAAAAUCAGACUUGGAAUUUUCGUAGGAAAUUACUAAGAAAUAAAAACGCCUUUGAGACUGCCAUAGAACUUUAGGGAACGUAAAACCUAGGUGGAUAGUCUAGCGAACUAAGUCUUAGGCGAUUUUUCCUGUCUCCAUAUAUCGUUCCAUAACUGUUCUGCCAGAUCUUGCAAACCGAUCUAAACUCUCCGAAAAUCAAGAAAUGAUCGCCACGCAUAUCAAGCUCGCUUCCUAAAGAGAAAAAAAAAACUAGAGACAUGAACGUCGUCUUAAAACCAAUUCGUUACUAGCAAUUUUCUCGAAACCGACAUAUUCCAAGUCGUCAAUGUGGAAACAACCAAAUCACAAUCCAAGCGUCGUCUUUAAAUCGUCCCGGAUUAGCGAUCAUUCCAAGCCUUAAAAGAAGAAACAUACACAACCCUUCAAAAUAUCGGUUCAACCGUUUUCUUUCGUAAAAAAAAGGGGGAGUAGGUACGUAUACUAUACUCGUAUACUCCCAAACUUCAAAAAACUUUUGCAAAUCGUCAAGAGAACGAUUUCGUCAAAGCAAAUCAUCCCAAAUAGGCAAACGACAAUCUAAAAUUCGUCUAAACGCAAGCAACAUAUCCAGACGAUCAUGAACAUAAUCUCAAAGACUAUACAUCAUUUCUUGUCGCAAUCAUGCGUGCAGAAAACCUGUACCAAUAUCAAACUGAAACUCGACGAUUAACCAAAGUAUUGAAGCCCUUUCCGGCUUUAGAAAGCAAGUUUCGUUUAAAAUUUUCUAGGAGAAAAAUUCAAUCACCAAAGCAUUUCUUUCAGUUCCGUUGUACCAAGUGAAUCACGGAAAACAUCAAAAAUAUUUGCGAUGAAGAAAACUCGAGAAUAGAUGUAGCAUCGUGCACAUUAAAAGGAGCACUUUCCUCCCGAUGGUUAGCUAGAUCCACCUUUGGUUGACCAAUUCGUUCCCGAAACGAAGGUGUCAUGAGAAUCCUCUCAAAAAACUUAUGAAAAACGUUAUGUGACUAUAUCGUAUUGAAAUAAACUUCGGUAACACUCCAUGAGUAACUCCAAGCAACUUUCACCUAAGAUAGAAAUCGCAGCAUAAACCUUUCUCGUAAAACCCGCAGAAACAACGCUACUUUGACAUAUGUGUACAUAUCACCGAUUUACAACCUUCGUAAAACCGGUCCCCGUUACUUACGCGAAAAAUCCUUCGUACAAUCAGACCAAGUCUUACGAAGAAACUUUCUAAAGUUAACAUAACAGGCUUUGUGAAGAACCCUGCGGCUCGCUGGCUUCUGCUUUUUUUUCCCUCGGUCACAUCCAAGAAGGCAGUCAUCCCGCCACUGACUCCACACUGGUUAUGUAGCAAACCUCUUGGGCUUCGUCUUCCUCAGACAAAAAAGACUCGAUUUUCAUAAUACUAUAGGUCACAUUACACGAAAUAUUCGUCGUAUAACUGAAACCUAGAGCGGAGAAUCGUUUUAUACGACUAUCGGCCAUAUUAGCAUGGAUAACCCCGGCAAACUUUGCCUAUCAAUCUCGACAAGCGCUCUUUGGCCCUCGGUCAAUUACGCCUUCCACUAAAGGUCCAAACCAAUAUUUGCCAUCCCCUUUAAGGACGAUCGUAAACUAACAUGGUCUUAAAUGUUAAAGUACCAUGGUCUAAUCCUUGACGUACAUCAUCUUUGGCUAUCUGAGUGAACACAUCCCUUAUGGAGAGAGAGAAACCAGCGGAGAAAUGGGAAAAACCAGCUCCCAUACAGCUGUUGAAGAAGAUCAUUGACAAAGGGAUCAAAAAUAAGCUAAGUUUGGUGAGUAGGAAAGGAGUGAAAUGAUUGGAAGGAGCUCUACAAUUUUGGUUUGGAACAAAAAUGUAAAUAUUGCAGGCCUCACCAUAGUUCAGCAUAGGAGUAGUAGAUAAAUAAAAAAGAAAAAGUAUAAAUUCCACUAGUUGUACAAAGGUUUUUUUUAUGAAUAAAAUUUAAAAUUUAUUUUUUUAAAAAAAGAGCAUAGGAGCGAAUAUCCACACAACAAUGAACGACAAAGAAGUAAUGGCAAAGACGCAAUAAAAAAAAUACCGGAAGAGCAACAAUCAGAGAGAAUCAAAAGUGGUUACCAACGAGAGUUGGAAGUAAAAGAAUUUUUUUCAUACAAACAAUAUCAGAGAGAAUUAAAUUGGUUACCUCCUGUGUGAAAUUUGAAGUCAACUUAUCUCAAUCAGACAUCAAGCCAAAUUCGUGAUUAAUUAGGGGAACCAGUAUCUUGAACAGGAUCUUGAAAAUCAUAAACCAAUGUGACAAAUACGCCACCCAGAUCAGAAUUAAGACACGAACUGGCUGACAACUUGAAACGCGCCGGACUCCAAAGGUGCUACUGUUGGAGGUGGGUUUCACCCCACUCCAAACCCAGUUCAAAAUCUGACCCAAUAGUCAGAAGGCCCACUAGAAUAAGGUACAAUCUAUAACAGAACCAAGACCCAUCACAAACCCGAAGAAAAUUAACCCCGUUUUGACCAGUCAACUCAAAAUGUCGGAGAGAUCAGGUCAAUCAAUGACGACUUAAUGGCGCCAUGAACACGCCAGAAAAAUACGCCACAUACCACCAGUUAUAAAUGGAGAAGAAGGGAGAAUGAGAUCUUGUAUUCCAAUUUACUUUCAAUCAUAUACUUUCCAUUCUUCCUCGUUGUAUCAACGUUCACAAUCAAUAAGAAAAAAAAAACAUUUUUCUUUUCAGAUUGUAGUAAAAUAGCCAUUUUGUUUAUUACUUAAUGGGGAAUUAGGUGGUAUGGCUACAAAAAAAAACAAUAUUUAGAUCAGUAGUCAAAUACCCUAGAAUACAUCGAUACAGAGUGUAUUUUAUAUAAUAUUACACUUUUAACCUUCAACGCAACCGGUUAAACCUACAAUUUGAAAAAAAAAAAUUUAUUCAAGAGAGUUAAAGUUAAACGUGGUCAUCAAAAAGUCACACAUUUCUUCUUCUUCUUCUUCCUAAUUAUUGUUAUACUAUACAAUUUAUUUUACAUUUACUUUGUUAUAUGGAUCCUAACACCUUUAUCUUUUACUUUUGUUUCUCAGGUUACCAAUAGAAGAUUAGGCUGCCAAGUAGAUUGUUCGAAACUGGAUUUGAGCCAUCUGGUAAAUAUAUUCUCAUUUAUAUGUAAUGAUGCAAUGUGUAUAUAAGUGGAAUAGAUCGUGUGUACGUAGAAUGGAAAGACCAUUCAUGUGAAAUGAAAUAUUUGAUCUUUACUAUUUGUUGUAUUCUAUUAUAAUUGCAUAACAUAGACAUUUCAUGAUAUCAUAGACAUUUCAUGAUAUUAUUUGGAGUUAGCAUUAACUUUUUCCAUGAUAUCAUAUACAUUUUAUAAAUUCACCAAUAUGUACUAUACUAUUUAUCUAGUUCCAUUCUAUUUAGGUUGAGGGUUUAUAUUUGGGUUUAGGGUUUAUAUUUGGGUUUAGGGAUUAGUGAUUAUGGUUUAAGGUUAAGUAUAUAAGGGUUUAUGGUAGGAUUGUUAUAUGGUUAAUUAUUGAGGGGUUUAGGGUUUAGUGAUUAGAGUUUAGGGUGUAGUACUUCCUCUCAAGUCUAUUUUCCUUUCCAUUUUAUAUAGUAUAGGUGAUAGUACAAAAUAUUAUAUAUUAUUUUCAUAUUUUAAUUUAAUCUAAAAUAUUUUACAUUUAGAUUUGGGUUUAGGAAUUCAAGUUUAGGGUUUAGUAUAUCAGUCUUGGAGGUGUGUUGGGUUUAAGGUUAGAGGUGAGUUGGGGUUGAAUUACAAGAGUAGUCUUCAUUCCAUGUUAGAUAAUAUAGAAUAAUAGUUCAAAAUUUAUAUUUUUGUUAUUUUUGUUGUUUUCCUUAAAACAUUGUAACUUUAAAUUAAAUUUAACAUUUGGGUUUGAAUUUAGAGACUCGAGUUUAUUGUUUAGUAUUUAAGUGUGCAGGUUAAGUUUAGAGUUUAUAAUUCUGUUUGGUAUGAAGAUAUUCUGUUUGUUCUAUCUGACAUAGUACUUUUAUAAAUGGAAUACAACACUUACUUAGAAUAGUUAACCCGUACGUGGACAAUAUUAAAUUUCAAUUUUUCUUGGACAUGUGCUCUCGUCGACGUUAAUCCUUGGUCCCACUGUCACCGGUAACUUAGAAAGGAUAAGGACAUAACCGGAUAAAAUGUGUAUGAAAUGUUAUCAAUUUAAUAACGUCAAAAUCAAAGCUAUUUAUUUAAUGUUGACUCAAAACUUGGCUAGAUAGCAAAUUCACCCAUACUUAAUUAUCCAAUACAACAAUCAAUAAAAAAACAUUUUUUUCUCUUCACAUCGUACUAAAAUAGCCAUUUUGUUUAUUACUUAUCCAAUACAUUAGCUCAAACCCUAACCUAAAUUUUUCACUGGAUCCCAUGGUUAAAUCAAAAGGAGAUAGGCUGAGGGAGAUCUGUACACCUAACGUAGUUUGGUCCAUUCAAGGGCCUUUUAAUUUUGAUAAAAAUCGAAAUGUUAGAAAAGAUAGCCAGAGGGAGAUCUGUGCACCAAAUGUUUUUGUUUCAUGGUGAGCAGUUUAGAACCAAAAUGAUCUAAGUUGACCUCAAAUUUCACACAGGAGGCUUCUAAAGCAAAACAACAAUUCGAGUCAACUGUUUCUCUCAACAUUUCUUAAAGUUAGUUUUUUUACAUAUCCCUUUCUUAAUGUUAGUUAGUGGCUAUACGUACUAUUAUAUAUAUAGCAUAUACUUUCCAGUCCGUUUCAAAAACUAGACCACUUGAAUUAUAUGUUAACAAAAAGCAUCUAAUUUAGUCAUGUUCUCACGUUUUGAGGCCUCACUUGAGAAAGUCUUUUUCUUAAUAUUCUGAAAGUAGUUGUGUGCUCCCACUGCUUCUUAUAAGCAUCAUAUAUCAUUUAGAAUUUAGGACAUUACUUCUCUUGAUUUUUAUUGGGAAGUAACAGAUAUGGAGAUUACCCAUGGGAUUUUGUUGCUAUCAUUUGUGUCAACGUUCGCUGUUAUCCACCUUGUUCAAGCUCAAGAACAUGAAGGUACCUACGUUUCUCUAUUCGUUUACAAAAAAAAAGAAAAAAAAAGAAAAAAAAAAGAUGUUUUACGAAAAACAUUGAUAAUAUCAUUAAUUUACACAAAAAGGGUCUCUAUAAUUUGUGAAGACAUAAAUUUUAUGGACCCUCAGAAAGUGUACUGACAAUACACCUAUCAGUUAGCAUAUUAAGAAUGUCUGAAACUUCAACCGUUGCUUUGAUUAUCAUGCAUGGCAUGAUGCAGGGAUGGACACAAUCCGGUUUAACGUUCCGUUAAUUUUUUUUUUUUGGUUAUAUAGAAACUAAAACUGUAUAAAAUAACUUAGUUUGGCUUUGCUCCAGUCCAAUGCAAUUUCAUUUUGUAUUCGUUCUUAGAUUAAAAAUACUAUAAAAGUAACCUUUUCAAAAAAAAAUCAAAGUAAUGUUGUUUAAUACUACAGUUCUUAAUAUGAUUAUAUUAUAAUUUAUAUUUGUGACAAUAAUUUAAAUUAAUUUAAACUAGAUUUAAUCAGCAAUUUCAAAAUGCAAAAUUAUUUGUUCUGUUGAAUAAAUUAAUAGAAACUUUUAUUUUUGAACAGAAUUUAGAUAUUUUAAUUUUGACGUACAUUAUUUUACCUUACACAGUACUAUUAUUAAUUUAAAAUAUUUAAUUUUAAUGAAAAAAUAAUUUCUAAAUUUAAUUAAAAUUUAUAUAAAUAUAAAUAUAUAAGAAUCAGUUAGUAUAACCAGUUAUUUUAACUUACACUACAAGAAAACAUAUUUUUUACGAGGGCAAUAUACAUUGUAAAUUCGUCGUAAACGGGGUGUUACGACGAAUUAACCUCGAAAGACGUUUCGUCGUAAAACGUCUGUCGUAACGGAGGUUUUGUCGUAAAUGACUUGUUAAGUUUACGACGAAAUAUAUUCCUCGUAAAGCGCAGGGCACCUUUUCGUCGUAAACGAGACGUAAUAUUUCGUGGUAAACUCCCCGUAAUGGUUUCGAUGUAAAGCAGACGUAAAUACAUUCGUUGUAAAGAACACGUAAACUUUUCGAUGUAAAACCCUCGUAAAUCUUUCGUCGGUAAUCAGUCGUAAACAUUUACGUGGAGUUUACAUCGAUUCUUAUUAAUAUAUAAUAAAUUUGAAUAUUUUUUUAACCUCAAAUAUAAAUUUGAAUUUAUUUAAAAUUCAGAAUUUAAAAUAAUUUUAAUUUUAAAACGAAAUAUGAAAAUAAAAAACAUAUUUUAAAAAAGCAUUUAAAAGUCAUAUAAUAAUAUUUAAAUUCAUAAUACAAACUGAAAUAUAAAAAAACUACAUAUCAUCGAAGUAGUCGGUGGGGUUGCUCGGCUGUUGACGGGUUGGAUCGGACUCUUGGGGAUCUCAUACUGGCAACCCAAGAGCGGCUCGUCUCUCACUCAACAUUCUCUACAUAACCGGGUAGCAAAUCCUCAAGAGAGUCUAAAUGAACCUGCUGGCUAUCCAUUCGAGCUUUCAUCUGAGAAGUCUCUUCAUCCCCUCUCGAAGUGUAUGAUGAAGUUGCCCUUGCAACUUCGUUAACAGAGCCUAUACCGACUAUUCGUCCCUUCUUUUUAGGAGCCACCUAUAAAAUUAAAACAUAUAUUAAUAUAGUUAAUUAUGUUAAAAUAUUAAAAAUAAUGUAAACUAAAAUUUUAAGUUGUACCUCUUCGAAGAUUCUGUCGGCGUCUUCGGUGGACAAUGUGACGGGUAAUCCAUCGAGAGACUCCUGGGUUAGUUGCGUCUCCCGUUCUUCAAUCCGAGAAGCCACUGCUUGGAAGAGUUUCUGAGAUGCAGGAUCCACAAAAACUCCGUCGGAUGUGGCGUGAGUCAUCUUGAAUAGGUCAGACAGAGAUGGUAAAACUCACGUCUUCUCGAACUACAAAAAAAAAAAAUUAAAUUAAAUAUUAAAUUAAUUGAAAAUUUUAAAAUAAAUAUUUAAAACAAAACUUACAGCUUCUAGACGGAUUCCUGCAUGAGGUUUUUGUCCGGUUCUGUGAAGCAUGGGCAAAUGACCAUCUUUAUCCUUCGUUCUUCGAGAAGCCGAGCACGAAUUGGCCUUUUUGAUCGAAGAGGGGUGCUGCCAAUAGGCGAUGAGGCCAUCCCACACAUCCUUCGUGAGCUCAGUGGACUUUCUCCCUCAUACCUGUAGAUCUCCCACUUGUCCUUCCAAUCGGAGACUGUGUUGCAGAGGCGGAUCUUUGCCUUUGCAACGAAUUCCGCCUUCACCCUCUCGGUGAUUCCCAAAGACCAAUGCCACCUUUGCUGAAACACAAAAAUUUUGAAGAAACUAUCACAUGAUAGAUUCCAGAGACAUUAGUCCACAUAAGGGAAACAAUUCUCAAACAUCUUAGAGACUAAACAAAUAGCCAAACAUCUAAAACGAAACUGUUGUGAGAGAUAAAUGAACAAGACUCUACGCCUUUUGUCACUAACCGAAGAAACGACCUCAAUUCUUCAAAGAAUACCGAAACAUAACCAAAGGGUAUGAACAAGGAAAAUGCACCAAGAUUAAAUACUCCACCAGAAAACUGGAGAGAUUGAAGAAGCUUAACCGGGACUACCAGCCACAAGCAAUGACAGAAGAAAACGAGAACCAUCACCCAGAGAAAGAAAAAGAACCACUCUCACUCAGCCAUUAACACCAACUGAAGCAAUCAAGAAAAUAGAACCUUGAUCAUCACUGGAAGAAAGUCAAGAAGGACAGCCAAUUGUUGCACGCAGAUGCUCGCAAACCAAAACGACAACCAAUUUUUACACACGGAUGCUUGCAAACCAAAACGGGCCAUCUACAAGAAACAGCUUGGCCACCUCCUCACAACAGAAGAAAAGAAGGCCGGAAAAGCUGCAAAGUUAGAAGAAACCACGUAGGUGACUAAGCAGAAAACUCCAUCACCAAGAUGACUCCGAAACAAUAAAAGGCCAAGUGAGAGUCGCAGAACAAGAAUCCAGCAACAUUAUCCAAACAGAAAUUUGAAUUCAAACACGAACAAUUACAAACUCCAUAAAUCCACAGCUAAAGCAAAUUGUAUACAAAGUGCUUCCUUGUACCCCACCCCCCCCCCCCCCCCCCAUAAUCUCCACAUCACAUAAAAUGCUACAUAGUACAAAAAUGCUUCCAUGUACUCCCCUAGCUCAUGUGUGGUGGUACAUAAGAGCUUCCUUCUACACCCCGCAAACUACACACAAAAUAUCAGCGGAUGCAAAAGUAAUUCCAUGUAUCCGGCUAACCAAUCUCAUACUAAACGUUAUAUAUAUAAACCUUUGCUUAACAGCAAAAAAAAUCGAUCAACAGUUGAAUUCUCUAAUUUCUUAUCUCUGGUUUUAACAAAGAAUAAAUUAAAUAACAAACAAGACUCCAGUCAGACUCAAUUCACACAGACAAAACAUGUUUUGAUCCUACAAUUUCCAUUAUAUCAUGACUAAAAGAAUAAAUGAAAUAGCCCUCAUCUUUUCAACUUAUUGGAAAAGAUCAACGGAAGAUAUAGUUAACUGCAACACUAGAAUUGACAGUUUAGGUUCAGAAUCUCCAGAAAUAAUGUUUUUAUAAAUGGAAAAUUUCCCAAGAUAGAAUCUUUCACUAAAUGGAAAAUUUCUCUGAACAGAAUCUUUCCAAAACUAAAAAUGGGGUGGUAACAAACUUACCAGAAUACUGCUGGAAGCUCGUCCGAAAAUCUCACCAGAAAAUUUAUCGAUGAUAGACCGUCAGAUAAUUAACAACAACUUUUCUCGCGUUAAAUACUAUUAUGUUUUGAAGGAGUAAAGAAAAGGGAUGAAGCUCUUAGUAUAGGAGAAAGAAAAAAGAGUAGUUUUAUGAACUUUGAUGUGAACAAACCAGAAAAAGAAGUUUUGAACUUCAUUUUUUAUUAGGAGUUAUUCAACUCCUAUUAACUCAAACCAGAAAAUGAGUCUAUACAGAAAUCAUGGAUAUUGCAAAUUUCUUUUUGAAUAAAAUAUCACUGAAUGUUUGGUGAGUUGGAAGAAAAGAUACAUUUAUCAAAUGUUUAGUUUUUGGCGUCUUUGAAUGUUUCUUUUAAGAUACUAUUUGUAAAACAAUUUCCAAUUGCAUUGAAGUAAUAUUUCUUAAUGUGUAAGUGAAUAUGCCCAUUCUAGACGAUUUUGUUGCAUUGUCAACUAAUCUCCUAUACAUUAUUUAUGAAGUGUUUGUGUGUCAUCACCACAUUCAAUUUUUUUUUUUUUUAAAAGAUGUGAUGGCUUUGAAAAAAUGUGACAUGGCACUAACCUAAUUGUGACAUGUACAAUUUUAUUUAUACAUAUUUAUGUAUUUUGUAAGGUUUUCAAUAUGGUAAUUCCUAUUAACUCAUAUAUCAUCAUUAAUGUAAAUUUUCUAUAUAAAUAUUUAUAUUGGGUGAUGAUAAAAUAUAACUCAUAUCAAUGGUGAUUUAUUUAACUUCAUGGUUAUUUAUUCAACUCAUAUUAACUCAUAUCAUAACUCCUAUGAGAUUUAUUAAUAUUCGUGGUGAUUCUCCACUAUUUUUUGUAUUCAAAUCAAUAUUAUUACAUUUUGAUUCAUCCUGGUUUGAUUAUAAUGACGAAUAAGACAUCAUAGUACCAAACAUGAACAUUGGAAUCACUUGAUUUAAAAGUGAGAUAACUUCUCCAUCAUAACUCCUGUGAGAUUUAUUCAACUUUGUGGUGAUUCUCCACUUGUUUAUGUAUCCAAAUCAAACUUUUCACAUCGUGAUUCAUCUUGGUUUAAUUAAAACGACGAAUAAAUUGUCAUAUUCCCAAACAUGGAAAGCUGGAAUCACCUGAUUUCAAAGUGGAAUAAAAAUUUUCAUCAUAACUCCUAUGAGAUUUAUUCAACUUCGUAGAGAUUCUCCACUAGUUUAUGUAUCCAAAUCAAGAUUCUUACAUUACAAAUCAUCCUCGUUUGAUUAGAAUGAUGAAUAAGUUGUCAUAUUUCCAAACAUGAAAAACUUGAAUCACAUGAUUUGAAAGUGAGAUCAUUUCUUCAUCAUAACUCCUAUGGGAUUUAAUUAACUUUGUGGUGAUUCUUCAUUAUUUAAUGUAUCCCAAAAUCAAAAUUCGUACAUCGUCAAUCAUCAUGGUUUGAUUAGAAUAACGAAAAUGUUGUCAUAUUCCCAAAUAUGGAAAGCUUGAAUUACAUGAUUUAAAAGUGGGAUACCUUCUUCUAAAGCUGCAUGAACAAGACUCUACACCUUUUGUCACCAACCGAAGAAACAACCUCAAUUCUUCUAAGAAUACCAAAACAUAAUCUGAGGGUAUGAACAAUGAAAAAGAACCAAGAUUAAUUACUCCACCAAAUAACUGGAGAGAUUGAAGGAGCUUAACCGGGACUACCAGCCACAAGCAAAGACAUAAUAAAACGAGAGCCAUCACUUGGAGCAAGCAAAAGAACCACUCUUACUCAGCCAUUAACACCAACUGAAGAAAUCAAGAAAGUCGAGGCCCAAGGAUAAAUCUUUGAUCAUCAAAUGGAAGAAAGUCAAGGAGGACAACCAAUUCUUACACACGGAUGCUCGCAAACAAAAACGACAACCAAUUCUUACAUGCGGACGCUUGCAAACCAAAACGAGCCAUCUACAAAAAAAACAGCUUGGCCACCUCCUCGCAAGAGAAGAAAAGAAUGCUGGAAAAGCUGCAAAGUUAGAAGAAACCACGUAGGUGACUAAACAGAAAACUCCAUCACCAAGACGACUCCGAAACAAUAAAAGGCCAAGUGAGAGUCGCAGAACCAGAAUCCAGCAACAAUAUCCAAACAAAACUCUGGAUUCAAACACGAACAACUACAAACUCCAUAACUUCACAGCUAAAGCAAAUUGCAUACAAAGUACUUCCUUGUACGCCCCAUUAUCUCCACACACACAAAUUGCUACAUAGUACAUAAAUGCUUCCAUGUACUCCCCUCGCUCAUGUGUGGUGGUACAUAAGUGCUUUCUUCUACACCCAACAAUCUCCACACCAAACAUCAGGUGAUACAAAAGUACUUUCAUGUAUCCGGCUAACCAGUCUUAUACUAUAUGUUAUACUCUUAUAUAUAACAGUUCCUUAACAUCAAACAAAUAGAUCAACAGUUGAAUUCUCUAAUUUCUUAUCCCCGGUUUUAACAAAGAAUAAAUUAAAUAACAAACAACACUCUAGUCAGACUCAAUUCACACAGAUAAAACAUGUUACUAUCCUACACUUCCCAUAAUAUCAGGACUAAACUAGGAAAAUAAUAAAUGAAUAGCCCUCAUCUUUGCAACUAGUUGGAAAAGAUCAACGAAAUAUAUUGUUAAUUGCAACACGAGAAUUAACAAAUUAGGUUUAGAAUCUCUAGAAAUAAAGUUUUUAUAACUAGAAACUUUCACAAGAUAAUAACCCUCACUAAAUGGAAAAUUUCUCUAAACAUAAUUUUUCCUAAAUUAAAAAUAGGGAGGUCACAAACUUACCAGAAAACUGCCAGAAACCUGUCCGGAAAUCUCACCUGAAAAUUCAUUGAUGAUUGAUCAUCAGAUAAUUUAACAACAACUUGUCUCGCGUAAAUCCCUAUUAUGUGUUGAAGGAGAAAAGAAAAGGGAUGAAGCUCUUUGUAUUGGAGAAAGAAAAAAGAGUAGUUUUAUGAACUUUGAUGUGAACAAACGAGAAAAAUAAGUUUUGAACUUCAUUUUUGUUACAGAAAAUGAGUCUAUAAGGAAAUCAUGGAUAUGGAUGUUACAAAUUACUUUCUCAAUAAAACAUCACUGAAUGUUUGGUGAGCUGCAUGAAAAGAUACUUUUAUCAAAUGUUUAGUUUUUGGAGUCUUCGAAUGUUUCUUUUAAGAUUCUAUUUUUUAAGAAAAUUCCAAUUUGCAUUUCAGUAAUAUUCUUAAUGUGUAGGUGAAUGUGCUCAUGCUAGACGAUUUUUUAUAUUUUAAACUAAUCUCCUAUACAUUAUUUAUGAAGUGAUUUGCACAUGUUCAUCAGCACCUUCAAUUUCAACAACGAAAAAAGAUUAAACGGCUUUGAAAAAUGUGAUAUGCACUAACCUAAUUGUGACAAGUACAAUUAUCCUUAUAAGUUAUAAAGAUGUAUAUAUAUUGUUUGGAAGGAUUCAAUAAGGGAAUGCCUAUUAACUCCUAUAUAAUUAUUAAUGUAAUUUUUCUAUGUAUAUAUUUAUAUUUGGCUAUGACAAAAAAAAUAUUUGGCAAAACUUUUAAAAUAUACUAAUAAUAAUAACUCAUAUAUCACUGCUAGGUUUGAUAUGAAAACUCUGUAAAGAAAAACAAUACUUGGCUAAACUAAAGAUUCAACUUUGUAUGUGGCGUUUUUCACCUUAGUUUCCUUAAUUCAUAAUCAAUCACAAUUAUUUGUGCUUUAUGCAUAAACCUUAACCAUGGCCAAGUUCGGCAAGAUACCAAAACUUUCAAUUUCUAAAAACAUUCUCAUUCUGCCAUUUUAGUUGAUAUGAGUCUCAAUGAUUUUGUAAUUUAUUUCUUUCAACAAUGAUAUUAUUCAGUUCUUGCCCGCAGAGAACUUUGAUUCACUAAUACAAAAGUUAUAAAUACGAAAACUGAAAAUGAGCUAAUUAAAAAAAAUUAGUGUGCGAACACAUUAAAUAGUAUGCGAUGGAGUUAAAAAAUUAGUAUGUGAACACAUUACUUGCCAAACGACUGUGAAACUGACACAUGAUCAUUCUAAAGUUAAAAUGAUUGUGAAGCUGACACGUGUCAAUGUGUGUGUGAACAUAUUUAUUGCAAAUGGUUCUGCUUUAAUAUACAAGGGAUAUUAUUCCACUUGGUAUGGUUUAGUUAUGAAAAACCCUUUUUAUUUGGUUUCAGUUAUAAGAUUUCAGAUUAAUAAAGCAAACAAUCUAUAAGAAAAAAUUAUAAGUCAGUUUGAUUGACAAUAUUUUGAAAUCAUACCUUCCUACUUGUGGUGAACUCGUCAUAUCUAUCAAUCUUGGUUAGUAUUGCAAUGAGUUGGAUCGGUGGGUCGCUGAUUUUGAAAAUUUAUAUUUCUCAUUCAUUAAUUGUUAAUUAUUAGAAAAGUAACAUCACUUAUACCCACCAUUCUAAUGCCAAAUUAUACAGGUAUGCAAAGAUCAUGAUUUUGAUCAAUUACCAUAAUCUUUUGAUGUAACAGGGUUUAUCCAUUUUAAAAUUCCAAUUUUCAAAAUUCCAAUGAUAUUCGUUAUACCUGCUUCUGCUGUCGUAAUCAUUCUGGUAGUAUUGGUUCUCAUGUGUAUGUGCAGAAAGAAAAAGACACCAACUCAUGUAGAAGGUAUUUGAUGCAUCAAACCAACAAAUUAUAUAUUACGAAGUAUUACAUGCACUGUUUUACACUAAUUAUUUCUUUUUCUACAGGCGUGCCACCUUCACCAAUUUUAUCUACUAGUAGUAGUAUAUCUGAAGAAUCGAUCAAGAUGACAAAGAAAAAGUUUACAUAUUCAGAAGUUACAAAAAUGACAAACAAUUUUCAAACAGCUCUUGGCGAAGGACGCUUUGGCAUUGUAUAUCAUGGUUAUUUGAAUGGUUCAGAGGAAGUAGCUGUUAAAGUUGAACUUUUACUUCGAGUUCACCACAUAAACUUGGUCAGCCUUGUCGGGUAUUGCGAUGAACGAGGUCACUUAGCUCUCAUCUAUGAAUACAUGUCCAAUGUAGAUUUAAAACAUCAUCUGUCAGGAAAACAUGAUAUAUCUGUUUUAAAGUGGAGUACACGAUUAAGAAUAGCCCUUGAUGCCGCACUAGGAUUGGAAUACUUACAUAUUGGAUGUCGACCAUCAAUGGUGCAUAGAGAUGUCAAAAGUACGAAUAUAUUGUUGGACCAGCAAUUAACCGCCAAAAUUGCGGAUUUUGGGCUUUCAAGAUCUUUCCAACUUGGAGAUGAAUCUCAUAUUUCUACAGUUGUUGCUGGUACUCCUGGAUAUCUUGAUCCCGAAUAUUAUAGAACAGGUCGCUUGGCUGAGAUGAGUGAUGUCUACAGCUUUGGGAUUGUGUUAUUGGAGAUACUCACAAACCAACGUGUGAUUGAUCAAAACCGUGAAAAGCCACACAUAACAGAAUGGGUAGCGUUUGUGCUUAACAGGGGAGAUAUUACCAGGAUUAUGGAUCCUAGUCUUCGCGGUGAUUACGACUCAACUUCUGUAUGGAAGGCUCUUGAAUUGGCUAUGUCAUGUGCAAACCCUUCUUCCCAAAGACGACCAAACAUGUCCCAAGUUAUUAGUGGACUAAAAGAGUGUCUUACUUCUGAAAAUUUAAUGAGAAGUAAGAAACAAGACGUCGAUUCUGAUAGUUCCCUUGAAAUGACCAUCAACUUUGAUACCAAUGUUUUCCCCAGUGCAAGAUAGUAUUCGUAAAGAAACUUUAUAAAUGUUGAUGUAUCAAAUUUUUCUUUCGCCAUUUUCAAAAAGAAAAGUUUUAUAACUAAAGAAACAAGAGAUGAACAUUCUUUUGAUCUUGUAUCCUAUCGUGUAAUUUCUGUCCACAUGUAUAUGCAGUUAUUUGUUUUUCAUAUAACAUGUAUGUAUAGCUAACAAUGAUAGCGGCUGUUUGUAUCACUCAAAUUACCCUAUGAGUAGCUUUACUCUCUCAAAUAAGAGGUUCAGUUAUAUUACUUAGAGAUCGAAUCUUCAUAUAGUGUGGACACACAAUAAACUCAAUGCAAUCACGAUUAAGCUAGGCAAUAAUAUAUUAAAGCAGUAAAUAAGAAAAUCAGUUGGUUGUUCGGUUUGUAAGUAUGAGAAUAAAUAGAUAGAUCUAGGAUUUCAGGCAAUCAGGAUUAUAGAGGUAUAUAUGCUAAGGGUUUGUGAAUGACAAUCCUAAAAACUCGAAUUCUAAUGUAAAGAUAUCAAGAUGUCGGUGCGAGUCUAAUAAAGUGUCUAAGUCCAGUGCUCCAGCUUUCGCUUGCGAUUACAGAGUGAGUGUCGAUUGUUGCUAACUUUGUAGCGUUGGUCGACACUACCUUAGGGCGGUUUUAUACUCCUAUUCGAUUAGUUCACUAGGUAAUCCAUGAGUAUAUUGGUAAUUUAUGGUGGCUGUUGGGCUUAAGUCGGUCAUGAAAGAGACUCGGCCCGCGUUAUGGCAUCACCGUCAAUCAACACCAAGGGUGCACCGUCGAUCGACAUUUCUUCAUCUCCUUGACAGCUUCCUCUCGCGAGGCAGACAUACUACUCUUCUGCUAUAGGAUGCUGAUUGACCGUAAACUGAUGGCACUGGAAAUCUAACUAAAAUUUCUAUCUUGUGUCAAAAGAUGGGCUCAAUCGCACCGUGUAAAGGUCUUCAUCCAUAGAUAAACAUCUAACGCCUCUAUGCAGUUAUGUACCUCGAAAGUCUCCAAAAGGCUCCAAAAUUACAAAAGUUCUCCAAAACGUACCUGAACCUGAAAACACUCUAUAAGAUACUCCAAACACAUAUAUUAGACUCCAAAACACUUAUAUACCAUGGCUGAAAGUGGUAAAAUCCAUGGUAUAUCAUUCUACACUUUCUCUUAGGUAGUACAUUUUUCUUUGCUGGAGCUUUAUCAGCAUUUUUAUUUGCUGUAGCUUUAUCGGCUUUGGUCUUAGUUGGAUCUUGUUCGGCUUUGCUAGGACCGAUUGCUUCACAACUUAAAGUGAAAGCUUCUCUGAGCUGUGAAACCUAACUCUCCAUCUUCCCCAUCCUCUCUACAAAACCAGCCUCCAUCUUCUCCAAUUGCGUACUGAGUCUAUCCCCCAAGGAAGUGAUAGAUGUGUGGAUGAGACCCUGAAUGAAACUCUUAGUUUCAGGAUCAAGAGUUAUUUUUUUGCGGCAGAUCCCUGACACAGUAGCUUCUUCUUUCUUGAAUCGGCUCCUUCGUCAUGAAUCUUUCUCUUGCCUCUUCCUGCAACAUUAGUCGCAGUGGUGUCCACUUCUGCUGCAACAUCAGUAUCAUCUACACUCCCAUCAGGUUCUGCCUCUACAUCCACUUCUUCCAUUUCACUAACUUCAGAUUAUAAAACUUUCCACUCUGUUUUGAUCCAAUCAAAAUUCUUGCAGAUCCUAUCCUGAAGAAGGUCACCUCUUUCAUCAUGCUUCUCACCCUUCCUUACAUACGCAGUUUGCAAAAGCACAUCACCAAGACGAUUCUGUGAGAUGACCAAAAACAACUCACCCUACAAAAAAAUGUCUCAUUAAAAGCCACAUGAUAUAUACAACAAACAUAAUUAUCUAGACAACUAAUAUACAUACCUUCUCAGGAAAUGAGUCCUUAAGUUGAAUGAUGUCUUUAUAAUAAACUUUUGCAGCUCCUUUCCAAUUUCCACACCUUGGACCUAUGAAGCUCUCACAGACUCUUCUGCCUAAUAUUUCUCCAAAAUAAAGAACUGCUUCAAUAAUCCAAAUCUGGAUAGCAUAGGUGAAACCCUUGAAAAUGUAGCUCUCCUUGUUACUCAAAUUCUUCCUAGUCUUCUCAAUCGAUCUCAGCAGGAAGUCAAACGAGUGAAGACCCCAAUAGAACUUCCAAACCUUGUCAAGAUCCAUCACCAACUUGAUGUACAUAUGAGGGAUGUUAACCUUCUCAUCUUUCCCCAUCACCACGCCCAUUAUCACACACAAGUAGAUCAACCUCAACCUAUCAAGCCGAGUCCAGUUGUGAACUUUUUGUAGAUGCACCUUCCUGAUCGACUUCAAAGUUAUCUUUCCAGCUACCUUUAGUAGCUUACUCCAAAACCCCCCGUCAUCUUUCCAUUUAACUACGUCACUGCUACUUUCCUGUGAAAUCUUGAGGCCAGUCAGAGCAUGGUACUUCUGAAGCGAAAACCGGAGAGGAGUCCUCGUAAAGACAAACCUCUUCGAGGUAAUCAGCUCCUUUCACAAGAGGCUAUGCACCAGUUUCCACGAAAGUUUGAGGCGAUUUGAUUGAAUGGCCAGGAUAUGUGUGAAAAUCGGAUCUCUCUUUACUUCUCUGUAUUCUUCAGACAUAGCUUCCUUCAGAAUUCUGAGUAGUUCCAUGCGGCAGCAGUUGUUGAUCUUCUUGACCUGAGGUUCGAAACCCUCUCCGUAUAAAAUUUUAGGUUGCUUUGAUUCCAUAUCUUAAAAGACAAAAGAAAUUGAUCUUAGUCAAACGAAACUGAUUUAAAUCAAAAUUGACAACUUAAGAGUCAAACAAAGACAUAUGCCAGAGACACUAACAAUUUCAUUCUAUUCACAUUUUCAUUCUACUCACAUUUUCAUUCUAUUCACAUUUCAAAUUUAAUUACCAAAAUUAAGGUUCACUACAUCAACGUUUUGACAAUCAUGUUAAUCAAAGAACCUAAAAUCAAUACAAACAUAAACAACUUCAUACUGAAUCAGGAUAAGUCAAAAUUCAAUCAAAUUCACAAGUCAAAACAAAAACACUUUCAUUAUGUUCUGAAAACGAAAUCAAACAAAUAUUGUUUCAAGUCAAAGAAACAAACUUAAUAGUGAAACAGAGACUAAGACAAACCAAAAAUCAAACAAAUUCAAAUGAAAUCAGUUAACAAAACCAUUCACAAAAGAAAUUAGUUAGUCAAACUAAGAAAAGUGAAUUCACACGCAAUCAAUUAAUCACAAUAAGACAACUCAGAAACGAAAUCAUCACAUAAUCAGUUAGCAAAAGAACAACAACAUUAUAAAUUCUAAGAAAGAAACAUACAAAAGAGUAACAUGGAUGAAGAACACAAACACAUACACACAUCCAAACAAUAUCCGGAUCGAGGAACAUGCAAAGAAGAAAUAUAAAGUUUGGAAAUAAUACCUUAGGUGAUAGGGAUAUCGGAGAAAGACAGAAGCGGAGAGGUAGAGAGAAGCUCUGAAAUCACCUUUUGUUUGUCUAGAGAGAGAGAGAGAGAGAGAGAGAGAGAGAGAGAGAGAGAGAGAGAGAGAGAGAGAGAGAGGCAGAUAAAGGUAUUAGAGUUAGAAGGAGAAAAAAACUCGGUCAAAUUGGAAGGAAAAAGGUUGGUGUUUACCUUUGGUGCCAGCGAUGUCGGAGAGAGAUGAAGGGGUUCCAGUGGAAGAGAUACUCGAUUUCACCGGUGAAGUAACCGUUGAUUUCAACGGAGAAGACACACAAUCGCCUUCGUAGUCUCGAGAGAGAGAGAGUGAAAGGCGGAAAAAAGAAAUUAGAUUAGGGUUACGGGAAAUUUUGGGUAUUUUAAAUCCUUUUUGUUUGAUUAAUAGGUUUAACUAAAUUCAAUUGAAUUAUAAAUAUUGUUUAAUUUGAUUAAUCUAAGGUUAAUUUUGGGAUUAUAGAAAAUUUUAUACUAUAAGGACAAUGUUUUUUUUUUGAAAAAGACUAUAAGGACAAUGUUAAGUUGGUUUUAUACCUAAAGGGACAAUCACUACAAAACAAAUUCACAGUGAUAGCACAUUGUUAUAGCAGUUUUACUGAAUUGUUAUCGUAGAUAACUUUAAAAUUUAUGUUCUAUAUAAUAGCAUUAGAUGAAUGCUUUGGUAAAAUUUCGCUAAGCGGAAACAAAAAUUUAGUUUUUUUUUAACGACUGCAUUGCUUAAAGUCAAAUGACAAAUGUUUCAAGAACAACGAACAUACGAGAAACACAAAUACGCUCAAUCUAAAAAAGAUCUAUGAGCAAAUAGAAGAUGCUUCUCUAAAAAACUGUUGAUGUAGCCAAUCUGGACCUCCCAAAGCGAGGUAAGACUGAAAAAGACUGUUCUUCAACACACUUUUUUCUAUCUCUCGAGCUACUCUAUUUGAUGCAAUGGCUUCAGUUUCAAAAGCAAUCAAACCAAACGAAGAGCAUAAUGCAUGGAUACGUUAGAGAAUGAUUCUGAAUCUUGGCCAGUUUGAAGGUUUCAUCAUCGCCUCAACAAGAUCAUGGAGGUCAAAACCCAAAAUAUAUCUUGAUACCCAAGGUUCUGCAUACUCUGAAGUUCCCAUUCCAAGCAUCUUAGCUCUGCCGUCAAUCUGUUGGGAGAGAAAGUAUGGGCAUCUCUUGCAUGAUGCAGAACAUUACUGCUGUGAUCUCGAAUAAUAAGGGCAAUACCACUGUGAAGCUUAGCAUUACGCCAAUUAUCAUGAAUGUUACACUUAAGCAAAACCUGAAAGAGGAGGAUCCCAUCUUUUAACUUCUCCACAAACCCCAUUCAUCUGUAUUGGGUUUUGCUGAGUAACAUUGAGCUCAUGCCAAAUAUGAGCUUCAUCACUAGCCUUCUUUACCUGAAGAGUAAGCGACUCCUGCCGAUCAGCAUACAAGAUUGUAUUUCUGUUUCGCCAAAUGGUCCACAUAAUCCAUGGGAUCGAUCUUCUCUGGCUUACCGGAAUGGUCUCAUCUGACAUUUUCCUAAGGUAGAAAGACAGAAGUUCCACCAGAGUACUGUCCAUUGGAGGUAUAAUCAGUUAAAAUCCUGCCAAUUCCCACACCUCUUAAGCAACCUCACAAUGAAACAACACAUGAUCUGUGGAUUCACUCCUCUGCCUGCAGAGUUUACAUAAGGAAUCUACAUUCAUCCCCCUAGUAUUAAGUCUCUCAGCUACCGCCAGAUCCCCUGAAGCUGCUCUCCAUAAGAAACUUCUUAUCUUUGGUAAGGUAGGGAUUUUCCAAAUCUCUCUUUUCAACUCUAGCAAUCCUGGCGAGCUCAAUCCCGUAUCCAAAGCUUGAGCUUCUUUAUCCUUUGCAGCCAGAGCAUAGCCAGUCUUCACUGUAUACGCCCCAUUCGAAGUAAAAGCCCAAAUGUCUCUGUCUACAGAAUCCCCCACUGGAAGUUGUAGAAUUCGCUGAACAUCAUUUAUUGGAAAUAAAUUAUGUAACUUAAGCACAUCCCACCGUCUCUCUUCCUGGAUC